UGGAAAGUGACCUCGCGUUGACGUGACUUGAGUAUGCAACUCCACCCAACACACACACACACACAUACAUACAUAGAAGGGAGAAGAGUCAGGGCCUAAACAUGGCGUUACAACAGAGGGGGAAGGGGAAGCGGGGGGAAGAAUGAAGACCAUGUAAACACUCACCAGACACCUCCUUCAAACCAGAGGCAGACUGUCCCUGCGAGGAUACAAGACGAGCUGGGCACUUAGAGACAGCGACAAGAGAAACAAAACAAAAAGAGAAAGUUUUGGCAAAGUUUUGCACAGGAGAGAGACUUGAGGAGGUUGUUGUGUGGUGAAGGGGAAGGAGGUGAGUUGUACGGAAGCAGGUCCGGAGAGAGUUAAACUUCUCUGCUGUCUGCCCCGGUAACUUUAGCCGCGAUCUCCUUCUCUUCGGACUUGUUCAAACAGCGAGAGGGAGCCGGGACACACAGACUGUGGGGAGACCAGAGACUUCCUGAUCGCUGCUCCGACCCGCACUAAAAGGGCAUUUCUACCAAGGCUCCGGACCAUGGCACACUCGCCAGUGCCAGUCCAAGUGCCAGGGAUGAAGAAUCACCGGGCAGAUCCUGAGAGACUGUUCACCAAACUAGAGCGGAUCGGAAAGGGGUCUUUUGGUGAAGUCUUCAAAGGAAUUGAUAACCACACACAGCAAGUAGUUGCUAUCAAAAUCAUCGACCUUGAAGAAGCUGAAGAUGAAAUUGAAGAUAUCCAACAGGAAAUAACCGUCUUAAGCCAAUGUGAUAGUCCGUAUGUAACAAAAUAUUUUGGAUCAUAUUUAAAGGGGACGAAGUUAUGGAUCAUCAUGGAAUAUUUGGGAGGUGGUUCAGCCUUGGAUUUGCUCCAAGCUGGGCCCUUUGAUGAAUUCCAAAUUGCAACCAUGCUGAAGGAAAUCCUCAAAGGCUUGGAUUAUCUGCACUCCGAGAAAAAGAUUCAUAGGGACAUUAAAGCUGCCAAUGUCUUGUUAUCGGAACAAGGUGAUGUGAAGUUGGCGGACUUUGGUGUGGCUGGUCAGCUGACUGACACGCAAAUUAAACGGGACACUUUUGUCGGUACUCCUUUCUGGAUGGCACCCGAGGUCAUUCAGCAAUCUGCUUAUGACUCCAAGGCAGACAUUUGGUCAUUGGGAAUUACAGCCAUUGAGCUGGCCAAAGGCGAGCCACCCAACUCAGACAUGCAUCCGAUGAGAGUGCUAUUUCUUAUACCCAAAAACAACCCACCAACUCUCAGUGGAGAGUUCAGCAAGUCCUUUAAGGAGUUUGUUGACGCCUGUUUGAAUAAGGACCCUUCCUUUCGUCCGACAGCCAAGGAACUGCUCAAGCACAAGUUCAUCAUUAAAAACUGCAAGAAGACCUCUUAUUUAACAGAACUAAUUGACGGGUACAAGAGGUGGAAGGCAGAAGGACACAGUGAUGAUGACUCCAGUUCGGACGAGUCAGAUUCUGGCAGCAAUGACAAGGACAACAAAAACUCCAAACCUAUCGAGUGGUCCUUCACCACAGUUCGAAAGAAACCGGACCCAAAGAAACUGCAGAAUGGAACAGACCAAGAUGUCAAGACGUUAUCGGCAUGUUUAUCGACUGUGAUUGCUCCUCUCUUUGCUGAGCUUAAGGAACAGGAAAGAGGCAAUGCAGAGAAGACUGGAGCAAUAAGUGAACUUGAGAAAAGCAUUAACAUGGUGGAAGCAAGCUGCCCAGGCAUCACAGAGAAGAUGAUAAAGAAGCUAAUAGACAGGUUUCAAAGGUUUUCAGCCACUGAUGCAUCUUAAAGACAUUACCACCGACUCGGAUUCCUUUGAAUCAGACUCAACUGCCCAUACUGAGCGACAUCUCCAGAAACAGAACUGAGGCGUUUUCUCACCUCCCUGCAACUUUGUUCUCUCUCAAAACAUUCUGAACUCCUCAAUAUUUUUAAUAAGGGGCUGCAUCAAAAAAGAACUGGCUGAAGGAAAAGGAAACGAACUCCCAGUUGACUACAGGAAUGCCUGAAAUAAUUGAUUUUAUUUUUAAACAGAGAGGAGCUUAAAUAGAAAUGUCAAAUCCUAGCACUGACCUAAGUGCCAUUCCUGAUGGUGAUGUCUGUUUAGGAAAAUGCAAAGCAUUUAUUUGACAGAAAUUCCAAUGAAACCCAACUGUGAUUAGUCAUAAUGCAGCUACAUGCCUCUCAGAAUUGAGGGGUUUGAUUGUAGAUUGGAGAAAGGUGCCCAUUACCUUGAAAAACGGGUACAGAUAUUUGAUUCCCCCUCUUUCCCCCCCCCCUCCCAAACACACACAAAAUGUCUUGUUUCUCUGUGCCCGGGCCCGGUGGAAGGUACAAAUCAUGGAAAAGAGAUGUAGUGAUUAAGAAAACCCACUCUAUCAUCUCAUCUCAUGGCAAGACCAGCCUUUGUGUGAUUUGAGUGCUUGCUCCUAUUCCUGUCACUUUGACUACUAGUAAAAUCAGUGGCUAUCUUAAACCAAGGACGUCUGUUCCCCAGAUCCUGAAAAUCUGGCAAGAGUCAAGCAACUCACUUUAUUAAGUCCGUAUUUUCUGAAUAUCUGCUUGAUCCUAUUUGAUUUGGGAUGCACCAAUUGCUGCUGUUUCUUUAUUGGAGAUAAACCCCACUGGUUUUAUUUGUAGAUUAAUAGGAAUUCACAUAGUGAUGUUUCCCAACUGUCCUGAAGGCUCCCAGGGAAUCAGUCUAAAUGGCCCUGAAAGACAACAGCUGGAGCUGCCUGAGCUUUGGAAUGUAUUCCCAAUACAUUGACCCAUUAUGUUGGCUGCUCCUCAUAACACCUUAUAGUUCAUUACUUGGUAUCAGUUUAGAUAUCCUGUUGAAGACUAAAGUAAAUUUUAAAUAGAAAUGAAACAUUGCUACAAAAAAAAAUCAUUGCCAAAGCUUUGUUUCUCGUCUAACACCUUUUCAGGACAGAUACAAGAAUAUUAAAAUUCAAAGGGAACAGCAAUUUAGACGGUAUGAGUAACGGGUGCUAAUUUGUUGCCAAGUUGAUUCUGAUUGGCUGAAGCGUUAAUGGAGAAUGUACUGAGGAGCUAUUGCACCCCUCCUCCCAUGAGCCCUCCUGCUUCCCCCCCCCCCCACUUUCCCACACCCUUCCUCCUC
This is a messenger RNA of Chiloscyllium plagiosum (whitespotted bambooshark), 3121 nucleotides long. Its product is annotated as serine/threonine-protein kinase 26. The record is from RefSeq and is a predicted model, not a curated record. Gene Ontology annotation, molecular function: ATP binding; protein serine/threonine kinase activity. Lineage: Eukaryota; Metazoa; Chordata; Chondrichthyes; Orectolobiformes; Hemiscylliidae. Gene Ontology annotation, biological process: negative regulation of cell migration; protein phosphorylation. Gene Ontology annotation, cellular component: cytoplasm; Golgi apparatus.